Staurois parvus is the source of this 315-nucleotide messenger RNA. Lineage: Eukaryota; Metazoa; Chordata; Amphibia; Anura; Ranidae. The record is from the annotation of a GenBank genome assembly.
CAGAAAGAACAAUCAAAAUGCAGACAGGGCGCCGGACAAAGCACUCGGGACAACAUGAUCGUUUUGAAAAAAAUGACAUUUUUUUUUAAAUUUUCAAAUUUCCCGUCGCAGCCGGCGCCCGUACGUCCCGACGUCACGGGGACCGGAACACAGGAGCCGAAUGCCGGCAUCAGACGGAGGAGAUGGCCGGGGACGCUGCAGGGGACACAUCGCGGGAGCCAAGGACAAGGUAAGUGCUGCAGGGACUCCCUAUGCAGUGCUGCAUGGUAAGCCCGAGUGUAGCUCAGGGGGGGUUACCGCUUUUGGUACUGACAU